AGGCCUCCUGGUUAUUCCAACAUGAACCAAGGAGGAAUGAUGGGUACUGGACCUCCUUACGGACAGGGACUUAACAGCAUGGCUGGCAUGAUCAACCCCCAGGGCCCACCUUAUCCCAUGGGUGGAAAUAUGGCUAACAACUCAGCAGGGAUGGCAGCAAGUCCUGAAAUGAUGGGUCUUGCGGAUGUCAAAUUAACUCCUGCAACUAAAAUGAACAAUAAGGCUGAUGGGACCCCAAAAGCAGAAUCCAAGUCGAAGAAGUCCAGUUCCUCUACUACAACCAAUGAGAAGAUCACGAAACUCUAUGAGCUGGGUGGUGAGCCUGAGAGGAAGAUCUGGGUAGAUCGUUACCUGGCCUUUACUGAAGAGAAGGCCAUGGGCAUGACAAACCUCCCAGCAGUUGGCAGAAAACCCUUAGACCUUUACCGGCUCUACAUUUCAGUGAAGGAGAUAGGAGGAUUGACUCAGGUCAACAAAAACAAGAAAUGGCGUGAGUUAGCCACAAAUCUCAAUGUGGGCACGUCCAGCAGUGCGGCUAGUUCUUUGAAGAAGCAGUACAUCCAGUGUCUCUAUGCCUUUGAGUGCAAGAUUGAGCGAGGUGAAGACCCCCCUCCAGACAUCUUUGCUGCUGCUGAUUCAAAGAAGUCUCAGACUAAGAUACAACCUCCAUCUCCAGCAGGUUCAGGCUCGAUGCAGGGGCCUCAGACGCCUCAGUCCACCAGCAGCUCCAUGGCAGAAGGAGGAGACCUGAAGCCUCCUACUCCAGCAUCUACACCACACAGUCAGAUGCCUCCUUUGCCAGGCAUCAGGAGUAACUCAGUGGGCCUUCAAGAUGCCUUUACAGAUGGCAGUGAUCCCACGUUCCAGAAGCGGAACUCCAUGACUCCAAAUCCAGGGUACCAGCCCGGCAUGAAUACCUCCGACAUGAUGGGUCGCAUGUCUUAUGAGCCAAAUAAGGAUCCUUACAGUAGUAUGAGGAAAGCUCCGGGAAGCGAUCCCUUCAUGUCCUCAGGGCAGGGCCCCAACAGUGCUAUGGGUGACCCUUACAAUCGUGCUGCAGGUCCAGGGAUGGGUAACAUGGCCAUGGGGCAGCGGCCACACUAUCCCUACGGCGGUCCUUACGACAGAGUGAGGACGGAACCAGGCAUGGGACCAGAGGGCAACUUAGCAGCUGGAACUCCACAGCCAAACAUCAUGCCUUCCACCUCGGAAUCGGGGAUGUAUUCUCCCAGCCGCUACCCUCAGCAGCAGCAGCAGCAAAGACAUGAUUCCUAUGGCAAUCAGUUCUCCACUCAAGGCACAUCCUCGGGCAGCCCCUUCCCUAGCCAGCAAACUACCAUGUAUCAACAGCAACAGCAGAAUUACAAGCGACCGAUGGACGGCAGCUACGGCCCACCUGCCAAGCGGCACGAAGGGGAGAUGUACAACGUCCCGUACAGUGCAGGGCAGGGGCAGACGCAGCAGCAGCUGCCUCCAGCACAGACUCAGCAACCGAGCCAGCAGCAGGCUGUGCAGCCUUCUCCACAGCAGGACCUGUAUAACCAGUAUGGGAGCACAUACCCUGCUGCUGACCGCCGAUCUGCGGGAGGGCCGCAGAACCAGUUCCCAUUCCAAUUUGGCAGAGACAGGGUCUCGGCUCCCCCAGGCUCCAAUGCUCAGCAAAAUAUGCCUCCCCAGAUGAUGGGGGGUCCCAUCCAGUCUGCUCCAGAAGGCCCCCAGCAAGGCGCCAUGUGGCAGGGGCGCAACGAAAUAGGGUACAGCUAUCCUAAUCGGCAGAGCGCUGGCUCUGCACCCCAGGGGCCUGCUUAUCACGGAGUGACUCGAACAGAUGAUAUACUGCAUUCAGAACAGAGGGUAAACCAUGAGGGACCAUGGCCUUCCCAUGGGAAUCGGCAGCCUCCGUACGGCCCCUCUGCCUCUGUUCCUCCAAUGACUAGGCCACCUCAGUCUAACUAUCAGACCCCUCCUAGCAUGCAGAAUCACAUUCCUCAGGUAUCCAGCCCAGCACCUCUGCCCAGACCUCUGGAGAAUCGCACUUCUCCCAGUAAAUCUCCAUUUCUGCACUCGGGGAUGAAAAUGCAGAAGGCAGGACCGCCAGUCCCCGCAUCGCACAUCACACCAGCAGCUGUACAGCCUCCCAUGAUACGAAGAGACAUCACCUUCCCACCAGGAUCAGUAGAAGCUACUCAACCUGUAUUAAAGCAAAGGAGGCGGCUGACAGCAAAAGAUAUUGGAACUCCUGAAGCUUGGAGAGUGAUGAUGUCUCUGAAGUCUGGGCUGCUAGCUGAAAGUACAUGGGCCUUAGAUACCAUAAACAUCCUGCUCUAUGAUGACAACAGCAUAAUGACCUUCAACCUCAGCCAGUUGCCAGGCCUGCUGGAACUCCUCGUGGAGUAUUUCCGGCGCUGCCUGAUCGAGAUCUUCGGAAUCCUGAAGGAGUACGAGGUGGGAGACCCAGGGCAAAGAACACUAUUAGAUCCCCAGAGGUUCUGCAGAUCUUCAGCUUCUUCUCAUGAGGAAGGGGAGGAGGAUGAGGAACUACAGAGCCUGAACUAUGAGGAGGAAGAAGAUGAUGAGGAAGAGGAGGUGGCUGCAUUUUCGAGCAAGGACAAAGCACCUCUGGAGUGCAGCGAGGAGAAAUUAGUUAGUAAAUUUGACAAGCUUCCGAUCAAGAUUGUGCAGAAGAAUGACCUGUUUGUGGUAGAUUAUUCAGACAAGCUGGGACGAGUGCAGGAGUUUGAGAGCGGCCUGCUGCACUGGCGGAUUGGUGGCGGUGACACUACUGAGCACAUUCAGACCCACUUUGAGAGCAAGAUGGAGCUACCUAUGAUUCACAAACGAGCGUCCUGCAAUUCUGUCUCGAGGAAACGCGCAGCAGCUGAGAGCAAUCCAAGCACUAGGGAAGGAGAGGCUCUUCCAUCUGACAGCUCCUCAGAGAAGAGAAUAACUGCCACCAUGGACGACAUGCUUUCAGCACGUCCAAGCUCAUUAUCAGGGGAGGAGGAAGAGGCCAAAGCUUCAGAAACAGAGAAGGAAAGUAAGUUUCCAUUUGGCAUUAGUCCAGCACAGAGUCACAGAAAUAUAAGAAUUCUGGAGGACGAACCUCACAGUAAAGAUGAGACGCCCCUCUGCACCAUCCAAGACUGGCAGGACUCUCUGGCGAAGCGUUGCAUCUGUGUCUCCAACAUCAUCAGGAGUUUAUCGUUUGUGCCAGGCAAUGACUUUGAAAUGUCCAAACAUCCCGGGCUGCUGCUGAUUCUAGGGAAACUGAUUCUUUUACACCACAAGCACCCGGAGCGCAAGCAGGCACCCCUGACCUAUGAGAAGGAGGAGGAGCAGGACCAAGGGGUGAGUUGCAACAAGGUGGAGUGGUGGUGGGACUGCCUGGAGGUGCUGCGUGAAAACACACUGGUCACGCUGGCCAACAUUUCUGGCCAGCUGGACCUGUCUCCUUACCCAGAAAGUAUCUGUUUGCCUAUCCUGGAUGGACUCCUCCACUGGGCAGUAUGUCCAUCAGCAGAGGCCCAGGACCCCUUUCCAACGCUGGGGCCGAAUGCGGUCCUCUCCCCUCAGAGACUGGUUUUGGAAACACUCAGCAAACUCAGCAUCCAGGACAACAACGUGGAUUUGAUUCUUGCAACUCCCCCUUUCAGUCGCUUGGAGAAGCUGUACGGCACCCUGGUGCGUUUCCUUAGUGACAGAAAGAACCUGGUGUGUCGAGAGAUGGCUGUGGUACUACUGGCCAACUUGGCACAAGGGGACAGCCUGGCAGCGAGAGCGAUUGCUGUGCAGAAGGGGAGCAUUGGCAACUUGCUGGGCUUCUUGGAGGACAGCCUGGCCGCCACGCAGUUCCAGCAGAGCCAGGCCGGCCUGAUGCACAUGCAGAGCGCGCCCUUUGAGUCGACGAGCGUGGACAUGAUGCGCCGAGCUGCUCGAGCGCUGCUCGCCCUGGCCAAGGUGGACGAGAACCACUCGGAGUUCACGUUGUACGAGUCGCGGCUGUUGGACAUCUCCGUGUCGCCUUUGAUGAACUCUUUGGUUUCACAAGUUAUUUGUGAUGUACUAUUUUUAAUUGGCCAGUCAUGACAGCUGUGGGAUCCGAGACCCUGUGUGCGUGUGCGUGAGUGGAGAACUUAGAAACUGACUGUUGCCCUUUAUUUAUGCAAAACCACCUCAGAAUCCACUGUCUGCCCUGCGCUGUCCUGCUUCUCCCUUGGGGAAAGAUGUCCCCAUUCCCUUACCCCUUCCCCUUGCCCUUCAAAUUUGUCCUGAAUCCCCUAUUAAAGGAGACAACGUUCUGUCUACAUAGAAGACUUUUUUUUUAUUUUAACCAAAGUUACUGUUGUUUACAGUGAGUUUGGGGAAAACGACUUGCCGUGUUAUCACAUUGACAGGCUCCACUUUCAUAACUUGUUUUUAAUGGUAAACUCUGAAGGACAAACAAAAGUGACUGCUGAACUCUGUGGUUUAUCGUUGUACAUUCACAAUCUUGCAGGAACCAAGAAGUUACCAGUUGUGAACAGACCUUAUCCAAGGGAGGCCUGUGCAGUAGCGUGUAGAACUUCAUGUACUGUACACCUUAAACUGUAAACAUACUGUAAUACUGUCUCACAUGAAAAAAAAAAAAAGCUGGAUCAACAGCAAGCUGUAGUUUUUAAAAAUGUUUUUAGUUAAUGUUGAGGAGAAAAAAGGCUUUUCCCCCAAAGUAUCAUGUGUGAACCUACAACACCCUGACCUCUUUCUCUCUUCCUCCUUGAUUGUAUGAAUAACCCUGAGAUCACCUCUUAGAACUGGUUUUAACCUUUAGCUGCAGCCUGAAUGCUGCCACGUGUGUAUAUAUCUAUGACGUUGUACAUUGCACAUGCCCUAAGAUUCCUUGCAGUUUUGUUCCCCUUUCCCCACCCCUUUCUAGUAUGACGAGUUAACGAGUUGAUGACCUGCAAAAGCGAGACACAAUUAUUUAAUCUCUUGCCAGACAUCCCUCCCUGGAGGAUGCUGUACAGGUCUCUGUGUAUAAAGUCAUUGCUGUCUCAGCAGCCAAUCAACUUAUAGUUUAUUUUUCCUGUUUUUGUUUUCUUUCUAAUCGAGGUGUGAAAAAGUUCUAGGUUCAGUUGAAGUUCCUGAUGAAGAAACACAAUUGAGAUUUUUCAGUGAUGACUUCUGCAUAUUUGUAUUUCAGACGAUGUAGCUAAAAACUUGAUGUAAAUUCCUCCCUUUUUUUCCUUUUUGGCUUAAUGAAUAUCAUUUAUUCAGUAUGAAAUCUUUAUACUAUAUGUUCCACGUGUUAAGAAUAAAUGUACAUUAAAUCUUGGUAA
Molecule: messenger RNA, 5315 nt
Organism: Lagopus leucura (white-tailed ptarmigan)
Lineage: Eukaryota; Metazoa; Chordata; Aves; Galliformes; Phasianidae
Gene: ARID1A
Product: AT-rich interaction domain 1A
Exons: 12
Biological process (GO): regulation of transcription by RNA polymerase II; chromatin remodeling; positive regulation of DNA-templated transcription
Cellular component (GO): nucleoplasm; SWI/SNF complex; nBAF complex
Molecular function (GO): DNA binding; nucleosome binding
Source: RefSeq, a predicted model, not a curated record